ACUCUCAUUUGGUCCAAUGUUUAGGCAGGGUGAAAUGCUCAGUGUUGGUUGUUUGGUAUCCUCCCACCAUUGAGCAGCUUUGGUAUUCCUCCAAGAAUCAAAACACAUGCUGAUAAACAUACUGUGGUGGACUGCAAGACACAUUCAGCUAUCCGACAGAAGUUUACGGUUCAAUAUUUUUGAACAACCUUCAUUCGUAUUUCACUAUUUGAACCUUAAGAUACUUGGUUGUAAAAUAUGAAUCCUCAUUGUGCACGAUGUGGGAAAAUUGUUUAUGUGACGGAAAAAGUGAACUGCUUGGAUAAGAUUUGGCAUAAAGGAUGUUUCCACUGUGAGGUGUGCAGAAUGGCUCUAAAUAUGAAGAACUACAAAGGCUAUGAGAAGAAGCCUUAUUGUAAUGCGCACUAUCCAAAACAAUCAUUUACUAUUGUUGCGGACACUCCUGAGAACCUCCGACUGAGACAGCAAAGUAUGCUUCAGAGCCAGGUGAAAUAUCGCAAAGAUUACGAGGGAAUGGGCUCACAAGGUGUCACUCAGGGAGGCUACGCUCAGUCUCAAGUGUGGCAGGACAACAAGACAUCUGAGCACCCGGCACACAAACGUGUGCACCAAUACAUCAUGGAAAUGGCCCACAGGCCAGGCAUCAUCGUAGCUCCCGUACUGCCAGGGGCAUACUACCCCAAAGCACACACCUUGGGAAACAGCUACAUGCAUCAGACCAGCAUGCAUUCUUUAAGAUCCAUGCAGCGUCGUUCACAUCUGAGUGUGUACAGAGCCCUUUAUGACUAUGUCAGCCAAGACACUGAUGAGGUGUCAUUCCGGGAUGGUGACAUCAUCCAUGGCGUGCAGCCAAUUGAUGGGGGUUGGGUGUAUGGCACAGUUGAAAGAACUGGCAGGUCUGGGAUGCUUCCAGCCAAUUACAUACAAGGGUUACGCUAAGGUCAAACCUGUUUGGAAAUUGAUCUGAAUUUUUAAACACCUUAAAUAACAAAGCCUACUACCAAUGUUUCAUCCUGCUUACGUCAUUUGCCUAAAUUAAUAAAUGCAUUGUCUUAUAUCUAAAUAUAUAAUGCA
Messenger RNA from Hypomesus transpacificus, 1074 nucleotides. It is a transcript of the gene nebl, whose product is annotated as nebulette. Bases 238 to 939 code for a protein of 233 amino acids. NCBI's taxonomy places the organism in Eukaryota, Metazoa, Chordata, Actinopteri, Osmeriformes, Osmeridae. The record is from RefSeq and is a predicted model, not a curated record. The transcript has 6 exons. Gene Ontology annotation, molecular function: actin filament binding. Gene Ontology annotation, cellular component: focal adhesion.